AUGGAUACCACGGAGAAUAACGUGACAAAGAUCCACGAUCUCGUAUUGGCAGACCGCCGAAUGAAGGCGAUCGUGUUACCUCCUUUGGCGAAAUGGCCCUACGAAAACGGCUUCACCUUCACGACUUGGUUUCGACUGGACCCGAUCAAUUCUGUCAACAUCGAACGAGAAAAACCGUAUUUGUACUGGUGA
Diabrotica balteata is the source of this 192-nucleotide messenger RNA. Lineage: Eukaryota; Metazoa; Arthropoda; Insecta; Coleoptera; Chrysomelidae. The record is from the annotation of a GenBank genome assembly.